AUGGCCUUCGCUCUCGUCGCCGCGGCCGCCCGCGGCUUCGCGCUGCGCGGCCCCGGCGCGCGCGCCCCGCUGCGGCGCCUCGCGGCGGCGACGGCGGCGGCCGACGCGGGCGUCGCGGCGCAGGUCGAGGCGCAGGGGGCGCUGAUCCGGGACCUGAAGGAGGGCCGGGGCCUCGGGAACAAGAGCCCCGAGGUCGUCGCGGCCGUCGCGGAGCUCGUGCGGCUCAAGGCGCUGCUCGAGCCGCCGGCGGCCGCGGCGGACGCGCCGCAAAAGAAGCAGAAGCAGCAGAAGAAGAAGCAGAAGGUGGACAAGGGCGCGGCGACGACGGCGUCCGACUCCAUCACGUCCGCGUCCGAGGACUUUAGCGCCUGGUACGCGGACGUCAUCCGCGGCGCGGACCUCGUCGACGCGUCCCCCGUGAAGGGGUGCAUGGUCAUCAAGCCCUGGGGCAUGGCCGUCUGGGACCGCCUGCGGGACGAGCUCGACGGGCGCAUCAAGGCCAGCGGCGCGGAGAACGCCUACUUCCCGCUGCUCAUCCCCCGGAGCUUCCUCGCGAAGGAGGCGGAGCACUGUCACGUCGAGGGCUUCGCCAAGGAGUGCGCCGUCGUCACGCACCACCGCCUCGCCGCGGACGGCAAGGGCGGCCUCGAGCCCGACCCGGCGGCGGAGCUCGACGAGCCCCUGAUCAUCCGGCCGACGAGCGAGACCAUGAUCUGGCACAUGUUCGGCAAGUGGAUCAACAGCCACCGCGACCUGCCGCUGAAGAUCAACCAGUGGGCGAACGUCGUCCGCUGGGAGAUGCGCACGCGGCCCUUCCUCCGGUCGUCCGAGUUCCUCUGGCAGGAGGGCCACACGGCCCACGCGACGCGCGACGAGGCGUUGGCCACGGCCGAGGAGAUGCUCGACGUCUACGCGGAAGUGGUGGAACAUUUCCUCGCCGUGCCCGUCGUCAGGGGCGCCAAGUCGGCCAUCGAGCGCUUCGCCGGCGCCGACGAGACCUACACCAUCGAGGCCUUGAUGCCCAACGGCUGGGCGCUCCAGAGCGGCACGUCGCACUUCCUCGGGCAAAACUUCGCGCGCGCCUUCGACGUCCAGUUCCAGAACAAGGACGCGAAGCGCGAGCUCGUCUGGGCCACGUCCUGGGGCGUGUCGACGCGGCUGCUGGGCGCGCUCGUCAUGACCCACUCCGACGACGCGGGCCUCGUGCUGCCGCCCCGGGUCGCGCCCGUCCAGGUCGCCGUCGUGCCGAUCACGCGGAAGAACGACGACGCGGGCACGGAGGCCGUCGACGCCCUGGUCGACGGCCUCGUCGCCGAGUGCAAGGCGCUGGGCGUGCGCGUCAAGGUCGACGAGCGGCCGAACAUGCGGCCGGGGGCCAAGUUCUUCGAGUGGGAGCGCAAGGGCGUGCCGCUCCGCGUCGAGGUCGGCCCCCGCGACGCGGCGGAGGGCGUCGUCGUCGUCGCGAGCCGCCUCGGCGGCGAGAAGCGGUCCGUCGCCGCCGCCGACGCGGCCGCGGACCUCGCGGCGUCCCUCGAGGACAUCCAGGCCCGGCUCUUCGCGGCGGCGGCCGCGCGCCUCGACGGCGGCACCGUCGACGUCGGCUCCUACGACGAGCUCAAGGCGAAGAUCGACGCCGACGACCUCGGCUUCUUCCGGGUCUACUGGGCCGCCGACGACGCCAACGAGAAGGCCAUCAAGGAGGACUGCUCCGCGACGAUCCGCUGCUACCCGCUCGACGCGCAGCGCGACCUCGCGGGGAAGGCGUGCUUCUACUCCGGGAAGCCCGCGACGCACGUCGCCCUCUUCGCGCGCGCGUUCUAG
This is a messenger RNA of Aureococcus anophagefferens, 1821 nucleotides long. RefSeq lists its product as hypothetical. The coding region runs from base 1 to 1821 and encodes 606 amino acids. The transcript is spliced from 2 exons. The record is from RefSeq and is a predicted model, not a curated record. Gene Ontology annotation, biological process: prolyl-tRNA aminoacylation. Gene Ontology annotation, cellular component: aminoacyl-tRNA synthetase multienzyme complex; cytoplasm. Lineage: Eukaryota; Pelagophyceae; Pelagomonadales; Pelagomonadaceae. Gene Ontology annotation, molecular function: ATP binding; proline-tRNA ligase activity.